CAGAUAUAAAGAGCAUUUCGAGGGAAUCUACAGAGCAGAUGAACAGGAUGAGCCCAAUAUAAGACUGAACUGAGCCUGUGAGAAGCCAGCAUCGCAGCCUUCAGUACCAAAGCAUGACGGGUGUUCUGCGAAGCUCCAAACAGAGACCCGGGAUGAAGCGCCCUCGGAACCAGCCUUACAGGGUUUUCGAUUAUCAACAUGUUCCGGUCUCUGUGACGUGUGACUUUGCUCCUUUCGGACGGACGUGUUCCUCUCCGUCUCCAUCUUCUGCAGACCUGCGGCAAAGCAGAGACAAACCUCAGAGCAAACACAAGUCCCGGAGCAGAGGAACCCAGCUAAGAAUGGAGGAGCUGAUGUGCAUUAAGAAGGAACUGACCGUGAUUAAAUCACAGAUAGACGAGCUGCUGGACAGUCUGGAGCAGAUGGACCCUCAAAACCAAGAGCUGUGCGGAGACGGUGUGGCGUUCUCUCCGCUCCACGGCUCUGUGAGCAGUGCGGACGACUCGUCUGGUAGCUCUCCUCCCUCGAGGACCGACAGAGAGACACAGAGUCCACAGACAGCAGUCAACAGUGAUGAAGACAGACAGCAUGUUAAUGACUAUGAACCAGAUUUGUUCUACAUGUAAAGACUUCAGACACGCCAAGUUAUUUGGGAAAAGCCACAGGAUGAAUCAGUGAUGGAGUAAAGAAAAGGACCAUUAAAAACGAGGAGCGAUGUUUGGAUAAUUUCCACUGAUCCGCCGACAGCUUCAUCUUGUAAACUAAACAUGAGCGCAGA
Rhinichthys klamathensis goyatoka is the source of this 778-nucleotide messenger RNA. Its product is annotated as RNA-binding Raly-like protein. The transcript has 7 exons. NCBI's taxonomy places the organism in Eukaryota, Metazoa, Chordata, Actinopteri, Cypriniformes, Leuciscidae. Bases 114 to 626 code for a protein of 170 amino acids. The record is from RefSeq and is a predicted model, not a curated record.